GCAGCCUUUUAUUUACCUAUAGACCUGCUUCUGUGUAAACUGAUGUUUCAAAGAACCCUUGGCCUUGAAGAUGGUGAGUAGCCAGCCAAAGUACGAUCUAAUACGGGAGGUUGGACGUGGUAGUUACGGUGUGGUGUAUGAAGCACUUGUCAGGAAGACCUCUGCACGGGUUGCAGUGAAAAAAAUUCGGUGCCAUGCUCCAGAGAAUGUGGAACUAGCGUUACGUGAGUUCUGGGCACUUAGUAGUAUCAAGAGCCAGCAUCCAAAUGUUAUCCAUCUGGAGGAGUGCAUCUUGCAGAAAGAUGGUAUGGUACAGAAGAUGUCACAUGGUUCUAGUUCUUCCCUCUAUUUACAGCUUGUAGAGACCUCAUUAAAAGGAGAAAUAGCCUUUGAUCCCAGAAGCGCCUAUUACCUUUGGUUUGUGAUGGAUUUCUGUGAUGGAGGAGAUAUGAAUGAAUACCUGCUGUCCCGAAAGCCCAGUCGCAAGACCAACACUAGUUUCAUGCUUCAACUCAGCAGUGCCCUGGCUUUCCUUCACAAAAAUCAGAUUAUUCAUCGUGAUCUCAAACCUGACAACAUUCUGAUCUCACAAAGCAGAGUGGAUGCUAGUGACUUGGAACCCACUCUGAAAGUAGCUGAUUUUGGGUUAAGUAAGGUAUGUUCAGCUUUGGGACAAAACCCUGAAGAGCCUGUCAAUGUAAAUAAAUGUUUCCUUUCAACAGCUUGUGGGACUGACUUCUACAUGGCACCUGAAGUCUGGGAAGGCCAUUACACUGCAAAAGCAGACAUUUUUGCAUUAGGGAUUAUAAUCUGGGCAAUGUUGGAAAGGAUCACCUUCAUAGACACUGAGACGAAGAAAGAACUUUUGGGGAGCUAUGUGAAACAAGGCACAGAGAUUGUGCCAGUUGGGGAGGCACUUCUAGAAAACCCCAAAAUGGAACUUCUCAUCCCUGUAAAGAAAAAAUCGAUGAAUGCCCAUAUGAAGCAGCUGAUUAAGGAGAUGCUGGCUGCCAACCCACAAGACCGUCCUGAUGCUUUUGAACUAGAACUCAGAUUAGUCAAAAUUGCCUUUAAAGACAGCAACUGGGACACGUGACCUCGAAUACUCCUAGACCUCUCAACAGAAUUGUUUCUAUCUUUUAACAAAGGAGCAGCUUUUGUGUCCACGGAAACAAACCUGAACUGAGAAUUUCGGACUUUAAUUUCUAACAGCUGGAUUUCUUUUGAUUUUUCAUAAAUUAAACUUGAGUUGGCCUUUUUAUUACAAA
Pelodiscus sinensis (Chinese soft-shelled turtle) is the source of this 1268-nucleotide messenger RNA. NCBI's taxonomy places the organism in Eukaryota, Metazoa, Chordata, Testudines, Trionychidae. The record is from RefSeq and is a predicted model, not a curated record.